Molecule: messenger RNA, 1235 nt
Organism: Camellia sinensis
Lineage: Eukaryota; Viridiplantae; Streptophyta; Magnoliopsida; Ericales; Theaceae
Source: RefSeq, a predicted model, not a curated record
AACUGCAUGAAACAUUCAUCCCUAGUAAAACAAACACAAGACCAUGGCAUUGUCUAUUUCCACCACGACCACCGGCGCUGCUACCGCCACUGCUGUCAUCUCAUUGAUCCUUCUCCUCCUCCUUCCUCCUUCUUAUUGUUACGAAUUUGUCCCUGACUCUGAUGCAAAUCUUAUAGAGGUCGCGCUAAAUUUAGAGUUCUUAGAAACAGAGUUCUUCUUAUAUGGCGCCUUGGGACAUGGCUUGGAUAGCAUCGCUCCGAGUCUAGCCGCCGGAGGUCCACCACCGAUUGGCGGCACACAGGCUAAACUAGACGCUUUGGUAAAGGACGUUAUCCUCCAAUUUGGGUUGCAGGAAGUUGGACACUUGAGGGCAAUUAAGAGCACGGUGAGAGGGUUUCCGAGGCCACUGCUGAAUAUAAGUGCAGAAGUAUUUGCAAAAGUGAUGAACAGUGCAAUUGGAAGAAACUUGGAGCCACCUUUCAAUCCUUAUGAUAAUGAACUUAACUUCCUACUUGCCUCCUAUGUUAUUCCUUAUGUUGGACUCACUGGAUAUGUUGGAGCUAAUCCAAACUUACAGAGUUUCGCUGCCAAAAGGCUAGUUGCGGGGCUUUUGGGAGUGGAGUCCGGCCAAGAUGCAGUUAUCCGAGGAAUGCUCUACAGGCAGGCGACAGCAACGGUGGACCCAUAUGGAAUCAGUGUGGCAAAUUUCACAGACAGAAUCUCAGAGCUGAGGGAUAGGCUGGGAUGCGAUGGCCUGAAAGACGAAGGCCUUAUAGUACCAGAAGCUGAAGGAGCUGAGGGAAAGAUUUCAGGCAACGUGCUUGCCGGAGACAAAAACUCUCUUUCUUAUGACAGAACUCCAGAGGAGAUACUGCGAAUCGUGUACGGUAGCGGAGAUGAGCAUGUCCCCGGUGGCUUCUACCCUAUGGGAGCUAAUGGUCAAAUUGCCAAGUCAUAUCUGCAACGUCCAUGAAGAUUUUACUGAUGAUUAAUAAGCCAGUGUUGGUGUUGAAUAACGAGCUAGCUAGCUUACUUUUCAACUUGUCAAGUGUUGGUGUGUUUACAGUAUAUGUAGAACUUGAAAGACGAAGGCCUUAAUAAGCCAGUGUUGGUGUGUUUACAGUAUAUAUAGAACUUGUCAACUUGGCUUAUAGUGGCUAGUCUAGAGAUAAAUUUGAAUAAAUGUUCAUGGUUGUUUCAUUUUAUGUACAAGAAUAAAGAAAGAUUAUCCUUCU